AUGUCAGAAUCUCCAAAGUCUGAUGAGGAGUGUAAAAUCAAGACGCAAUUCUUAGAAUCCGAUGAAGUUAACCAAUCUGGUGAAGUCAACAAAUUUGAUGAAAUUAACAAAUUUGAUGAAGCUAACACUGCUACACAAAAAAUAUCAG
Molecule: messenger RNA, 148 nt
Organism: Racocetra persica
Lineage: Eukaryota; Fungi; Glomeromycota; Glomeromycetes; Diversisporales; Gigasporaceae
Source: the annotation of a GenBank genome assembly